Molecule: messenger RNA, 271 nt
Organism: Meloidogyne enterolobii
Lineage: Eukaryota; Metazoa; Nematoda; Chromadorea; Rhabditida; Meloidogynidae
Source: the annotation of a GenBank genome assembly
GAUGCUUGGACUUAUUUUUAGUGAGUUUUUGCCGAACACUCUAUUCUACCACAUUUUUAAUUCUGGGCUUGGUCAUGUUUCUGUUAGCUAUUCUCAUUAUCAUAUGCCACGAAUGCUCCGUUCAAUGUCCAAAUUGGUAUGUGCGGAUUGCCGUUUACGUGUUAAUGCCAACCUUACAAAAACACCGAAAGCUCUAAUCGAUCGUAAUGGAGUAACACUUUUGCUUGAAGGAGAUAUCGGAGUGAGUUUUUCUACCUUUAUAAAUUCAUAA